CUUUCAAUAUCACUCACGCAUUUCACUCCUGUUCCUACUUCCCUUGUGAAACAAUCCAAACAGACCUCAGUCACCUCACUAAACCAUUUCUACUCCAGCUCCCAAAAUUUCGGUGAUCUCAACUCCAAAACCCACAAAAGUGGAGUCCUCUUCUUCUCUGAUUUGCUUUACCACUCUCAAAAUAAUAUUGGUUCUUCGGCAUCUGAGUAUUUGGAUCAUUCAUCUCUCAGUUUUGUCGGAAACCCCUUACCACAUUUCCUGCGGUUGACGACUUUGUGUGUGAUUAAGUGUCACGUAAUUUUCAUCUUUGUGUGAUCUUUACUUUACUUGGUGACUUUUGAAUUUCAGUUCCCACUUUACGGGGAUUUGGGGUUACAGGUGUGAGUGUCAGAGUAGUUUAUUACUGAUCAGUUACAAUCGUUACACUGAGACAAUUUUGAAAUGGAUUCAUGGUGUGUGACCCUGAAGCCAAACUCCCAUUUUAGACAGCCAACUCAAGCUGGGCUUUGUAGUGGGGCUAAUGGCUUUCUGGGUGAGAGGAUCAGAGAGAGUUUGGGUAACAGGGGUUGGUUACGUCGAACUGAGAAGAAAAGACCUAGUGUUGUUCGUUCUGUUGUUACAUCAAAGGACUUUGAGACGAUCCUGAAAGUCCCAACUUACCACAGACUAAGAGUGGACCCUAAGAAUGUUGCUUCGAUCAUAUUGGGAGGAGGGGCAGGGACUCAGCUAUUUCCUCUUACCAGAAGAGCAGCCACACCUGCAGUUCCUGUUGGUGGAUGCUACCGGCUUAUUGACAUUCCGAUGAGCAAUUGCAUCAACAGCAACAUAAACAAAAUUUUCGUGCUAACCCAGUUUAAUUCCACUUCUCUCAAUCGCCACCUUGCUCGCACCUAUUUUGGAAAUGGUAUCAACUUCGGGGAUGGAUUUGUGGAGGUUCUAGCAGCCACUCAAACAUCUGGGGAAGCAGGAAUGGAUUGGUUCCAAGGAACAGCGGAUGCUGUGAGGCAAUUUGUAUGGGUAUUUGAGGAUGCUAAGAAUAGGAACGUUGAAAAUAUACUGAUUUUGUCUGGGGAUCAUCUUUAUCGAAUGGACUAUAUGGACUUUGUGCAGAGUCACGUUGAUAGCAAUGCCGAUAUCACACUUUCAUGUGCAGUUGUGGGUGACAGCCGUGCAUCUGAUUAUGGUUUGGUGAAGAUAGACAGCAGAGGUAAAAUCAUCCAGUUUGCUGAAAAACCAAGGGGAGCUGGUCUAAAAGCAAUGCAAUCAGAUACAACACUUCUUGGAUUCUCCCCACAAGAUGCUCUAAAAUCCCCAUAUGUUGCAUCAAUGGGAGUGUAUGUAUUUAAGACAGAUAUUUUACUAGAACUUCUGAAAAAGACUUAUCCAAAUUCGAACGACUUCGGAUCUGAAAUCAUUCCUGCAGCAGUGGAAGAGCGCAAUGUCCAAGCAUAUAUAUUCAGAGACUACUGGGAGGAUAUCGGAACUAUACAGUCAUUUUAUGAUGCUAACUUGGCCCUCACUGAAGAGUUCCCGAAGUUUCAGUUUUAUGACCCAAAGACACCUUUCUUCACUUCUCCUCGGUUCUUACCACCAACCAAGAUUGACAAUUCCCGGGUUGUGGAUGCAAUAAUCUCACAUGGAUGUUUCUUGCAAGAAUGUCUCGUCCAAAGUUCAAUAGUGGGUGAACGCUCACGGUUAGAUUAUGGUGUUGAGCUGAAGGAUUCCAUAAUGAUGGGUGCAGACAGUUACCAAACUGAAUCUGAGAUUGCAGCUCUGCUUGCGCGUGGGAAAGUUCCAAUAGGUAUUGGAAGGAAUACAAAGAUUAGGAAGUGUAUAAUCGACAAGAAUGCAAAGAUUGGAAAGGAUGUGAUCAUAAUGAACAAAGAUGGCGUUCAAGAAGCAGAUAGGCCAGACGAGGGGUUCUACAUCCGUGAGGAAUCGUUAUCGUUGUGGAGAAGGGACUAAUAGAAGAUGGAAAAGUUAUAUAAAUUAAUGCCUCUUACUUUCUCAAGUACAAUGAGAGCGGAGUUAAAGGUGGUUCUGGCAAAAGAACCGGAAAACAGUGUGCAUUGGCAGCUAGGGGAUAGCUUCUGCCGGACUUUGUCUUCAAAACAGGCAAGUAUCUCUUUUCAGUUCUUCCGGUACUUGAACUAGAAACAUCCUUGAUCCUUCAGUUCUUGUCAAAUGGGAAGCAUGUGCUCAAUAGACAGUUAGUUUCGCGAGAUGUACAAAAAUAAGUUAAGAGGGCUGACACGCUGGUUGUAUUCAUCAUAUUGUAGAUGCUUUCAGUAUUAAUAUUGGUUAUGAAUAAUGCAAUAGCAGGCAGUUUGGCAAGAAGUUUUAUCAAAUGAAUGAGUAGGAACUGCCUUGUUUAGCUGGUCCAAGUUACCUCCUGU
Molecule: messenger RNA, 2396 nt
Organism: Fragaria vesca subsp. vesca
Lineage: Eukaryota; Viridiplantae; Streptophyta; Magnoliopsida; Rosales; Rosaceae
Product: glucose-1-phosphate adenylyltransferase large subunit 1-like
Biological process (GO): glycogen biosynthetic process
Molecular function (GO): glucose-1-phosphate adenylyltransferase activity
Source: RefSeq, a predicted model, not a curated record